This is a messenger RNA of Octodon degus (degu), 943 nucleotides long. It is a transcript of the gene Tnnt1, whose product is annotated as troponin T1, slow skeletal type. Gene Ontology annotation, cellular component: troponin complex. The transcript is spliced from 14 exons. The record is from RefSeq and is a predicted model, not a curated record. Bases 66 to 854 code for a protein of 262 amino acids. Gene Ontology annotation, biological process: regulation of muscle contraction; slow-twitch skeletal muscle fiber contraction; sarcomere organization. Gene Ontology annotation, molecular function: tropomyosin binding; troponin T binding. NCBI's taxonomy places the organism in Eukaryota, Metazoa, Chordata, Mammalia, Rodentia, Octodontidae.
GGAAGCACAGCGGCCGGCGCCAGACAGCCCUUCCCACCAGCACCACAGACCCAGGUCCCAGCAGGAUGUCGGACACUGAGGAGCAGGACUAUGAGGAGGAGCAGGCUGAAGAGGAGGAGCCCGCCGAGGAGGAGGAAGCCCCCGAGGAGCCGGAGCCGGAGGCAGAGCGAGAAGAGGAGCGUCCCAAACCAAGCCGUCCAGUGGUUCCUCCCUUGAUCCCCCCUAAGAUCCCAGAAGGGGAGCGCGUGGACUUCGAUGACAUCCACCGCAAGCGCAUGGAGAAGGACCUCCUGGAGCUGCAGACGCUUAUCGACGUGCACUUCGAGCAGCGCAAGAAGGAGGAGGAGGAGCUGGUGGCGCUGAAAGAUCGCAUUGAGCGGCGCCGGGCCGAGAGGGCCGAGCAGCAGCGCUUCAGGACGGAGAAGGAGCGUGAGCGGCAGGCCAAGCUGGCGGAGGAGAAGAUGCGGAAGGAGGAGGAGGAGGCCAAGAAGCGCGCGGAGGAUGACGCCAAGAAAAAGAAGGUGCUGUCCAACAUGGGGGCGCAUUUUGGAGGCUACCUGGUCAAGGCAGAGCAGAAGCGCGGGAAGCGGCAGACCGGGCGGGAGAUGAAGCAGCGGAUCCUGUCGGAGCGGAAGAAGCCCCUGAACAUCGACCACAUGGGCGAGGAGCAGCUCAGGGAGAAGGCCCAGGAGCUGUCCGACUGGAUCCACCAGCUGGAGUCUGAGAAGUUCGACCUGAUGGCGAAGCUGAAGCAGCAGAAAUACGAGAUCAAUGUGCUGUACAACCGCAUCAGCCACGCCCAGAAAUUCCGGAAAGGCGCAGGAAAGGGCCGCGUCGGAGGCCGCUGGAAGUGAGGAAGUCAGGAUGCGACCCCCUGGGGCCCCGGGAGCUGUCAGAGAGUUCGUCUCAUCUGUGACUUGAAAUAAAUGGCCCCCUACGGCCC